UUUCUCUACAAGCUCUACAUGAUUUAUCACUCAGAUGACCUCUGCACAUGACAAGUCUGGCAGUAAACCUGUCUGACUUAAAUUGUGACUGAAAGGCGCGCUGCUGUGUAAUUGCCAGCUUCCUCCGUUAGGUGGAGUCAUUGAGCCGAUUUUGAACCUGAAGCUUGACCCUUGUCCUGGUUUUAUCACCUGUCUUUGUUUCAUUAAGCUCCUCCAAAGCGCAGCCCGAACCGGGUCAGUUGACAAGGAAAACACGGCUUAAUUAUGAUGCCUUUAACAGCCGCUAUUCACAGGUAGGACCCAAGAGGAGAUUACCUGUCGCAGAGAGACUGCUCAGGGAAAUGCCACAGUCAUGUGCCUUUCCUUCCUACAGUGAGCAGGCAGCGCUUUUUACUGAAUGGGAGCAUCAUGUGAAACUUGAGGCGUCUGGCGUAAGGAUUUCUGCGUGGACGCCGCACGUACUCUGGCUGCAGCAGGACGCAGCGAGAGGGACAUUUCAUUCCUGUGGUGUCUGUCUUCAGUGUAGGGUUUUUUUUUGUGUGUGUGUGUGUGUGUGUGGUUGUGUUUUGCUUUGAAUCAGCACAUAGAGUAAUGUAAACAUGGAGGACAUAAUUCGGGACGUUGUUUGGUUUGUGUUGGUGAGAUAUGGAGACCGGACGCGCUCUGGAUGGACCCUGCGCGGUGAAGUUUGCGUGGAAGCGCAAUUUCUUAGCAGCCACUGAAUAUCCAGUCUGGGAUAUCUAAAUGGAAGAAUGUUGCCUGUGGGAUGUAAAAUACCAUCUGCAGUUCAAAUGAAGUGUAGUCUAAUUUACAGGAUCAGGGGCAAAAGAUCGACAACAGACAUCUUGUGCUAUUCAUCCCAGAGGAGAUGUAGCAAGACUCUUCAGUAUGACAUAGACCUCAGUCCCCCUCUCGCCUACUCAUCUUCAGGGAUGGAUUUCGUGAACUUCACGACCGUCAUCGACAAUGGCUUCUUAGACGAGAUGCCGUCGAGCCGCGUGCUGACCGGCUGCUUCCUCUCGCUGCUCAUCCUCACCACGCUGCUGGGGAACACGCUGGUCUGCGCUGCCGUCACCAAGUUUCGUCACCUGCGCUCCAAAGUCACCAACUUCUUCGUGAUCUCGUUGGCCGUGAGCGACCUCUUGGUGGCCAUCUUGGUGAUGCCGUGGAAGGCGGUGACGGAGAUCGCGGGCUUCUGGCCGUUCGGCUCCUUCUGUGACACCUGGGUGGCUUUUGACAUCAUGUGCUCGACCGCGUCCAUUUUGAACCUCUGCGUGAUAAGCCUGGACCGCUACUGGGCCAUCUCCAGCCCCUUUCGCUAUGAGAGGAAGAUGACACCCAAAGUGGCCUAUGUUAUGAUCAGCGUGGCCUGGACGUUAUCUGUCCUCAUUUCUUUUAUCCCUGUGCAGCUGAACUGGCACAAAGCCCAGAGUAAACCUUACAAGCCGCUCACUGAGGCAUUAGUGUCACUGGGAUCAAACACUACAUCUCUCCGCACUUCUGAAAAUUGUGACUCCAGCCUGAACAGGACCUACGCCAUCUCCACCUCACUCAUAAGCUUCUACAUCCCCGUUGCCAUAAUGGUCGCCACGUACACGCAGAUUUACCGCAUUGCUCACAGACAAAUCAGGAGGAUCUCUGCCCUCGAGCGUGCCGCAGAGAGUGCCAAGAACAGACACAACAGCGUGGGCCGAGGCUCCAGCAUCGCAGAGUCCGAGAGCUCUUUCAAAAUGACAUUCAAGAGGGAGACAAAAGUGCUGAAGACGCUGUCGGUGAUAAUGGGGGUGUUUGUGUGCUGCUGGCUGCCAUUUUUCAUCCUAAACUGCAUGGUACCCUUCUGCGAGCAGUCAAGCGGAGGAGAGGCCUUCACUUGCAUAAGUCCCACCACCUUUGACGUAUUUGUGUGGUUCGGCUGGGCUAACUCCUCCCUCAACCCCAUCAUCUAUGCCUUCAAUGCCGAUUUCCGCAAGGCCUUCUCCAUCCUGCUGGGCUGCCACAGACUGUAUCCAGGAGGCCACAACGUAGAGACGGCCAGUCUAAACAAGAAGUGACUCAUGACUCUCCCGGCCCUGACUCAUCCCUUUAUUCUAGGAGUCCAGGAGCUUAAUGUGCAUCCGGACUGGCUGAGAAGAGGACGCUGCUGUCUGCGCUUCUGAGCUAACGCUUAGUGUGACUGAAUGGUACUGUGACACUGUGUGCACAUGUUUGCAUCGGGUGAGUGUGACCCUGCUGUGUUUUCUGUGGCUGUUACACAACCUUCCGAAGUGAGAAUCAUGUCUGGGAGCAGAGUGGAUUUGGGAUUGAGAUUAAGAUGGUGCUGGUUGGGCCAGGGGUCUGAGCGUGUACCGGUCCUGACAUGGCUCCAGGAUGGAUAAUCCACAGGAUCGGGCAGCAUGCACUGUGUCAGACGCUGCUGUCCUCCUUGACAUCACUCUCGACAGUAGUACACAGUGUCAUGGCGACCUCCGCCAAAUAAAGCGCAAUCGCUGCACAACUCGUGCACUUUACCAAAUCACAUGACAGCUCACACAUCUACUGGUGCGCGCGAUUAAAAUUGUCUGCAAAGAGUGAGGUCAUGCAUCUAACCAAAUCACAUUUUGGUAUAGGUUGCAGGAACACAAUACACCCAAAAGUGACUUAAUAUUACAGACAGAAUGCAAAACAGAGUGGAUGAGAUGCAUUUAUGUUUUCUGUGACGGCUGUUUAAAGGGAAACUGUGCUCCUAAUUUAUUUUGAAAGUAACAUUAAGCUGUGAUGAUGUACUAUAGCCUAGUAGGAUCUUCCUUUACCUCGGCCAGUUGUUAGAUUAUUAUAAAUAGAUAUGAUAAUAAUGCAUAACACGUUAAAGCUUGAAGUGAAAGUGCACCAAAAAUUGCCUUGUGGCCGGACAAUUUUCAACUUAAUCAACCAGUCUUUUUCCAAUCGGUGAAACUACAUACCAACAGUUCAAGGUCUCUGUACUGAUAACACUCUUCAAAGUAGAAACUAUUACCGCAGGAAAUAGAGUCAAGACUAACUCAAAUUUGUCUAUUUUCUCUAUUAGUUAUAUGUUUUAAACAUCUACUGAAAAUUUGAAAACAUUUUCCCAAAUUUGAGAUUUCUCUCUGUUUUAUGUGGGCCUUUUUUUUUUUUUUUUUUUUGUCCAUUAUCAGAAAAGCUGAACAGUGUCCUACAAAAUUGCUGUGUUUUACAAUUUGGCUGUUUCUGCAUCUGUCUUACAUGCUGGAAUUAGAAAUGUUGGCCGGCUUGGACAAAUCGCAGACGGGUCGCCUCUUCCCGUGAAAGUUGUUUUGCUGCUACUAGUGCUGAUGAGACACACAUCAGUACUAGAAUAAUGGAUUGAAACUUUUCAAUAUUACCUCAGAUCAUCUCUAAAUGAUUGAAGCUUUGACAAAAUUGGAUGUUCCAACAGACCAGUAAGCCUAGGAACACAUCCAAACUGGUUUUGGAGUGGAUGGAACAGGUCUAACAAUCUUCUGGUUUUCCAAAGGCCCAGAGCUAAGAGUAAGAGUAUUCCUGCCAGAAAAUCACCAAAUUAAAAUUAACUCUAUCAAAAAGAGUGGACAAUUUGCUGCUAAAUCUACUACAGAAGCUUCUGCAAUUUUGUGGAUUAAAGAACAUUUGGGCACCAAGUUGCUUAAACAGAUUGUUGUCAACAGAAACUAUCAUGACAUCCAUGAUGUAUGAGUGAAUGUAAUCUUGUGGUUGGAACUACAUUAUGUUGUGCAUGAUGUUGGGUUUUAGGCAAAGAAACCGAAUAACUUUGUCUGCACAACAGGAUAUAUACUGGAUUAGUGCUCAUUUAAUGAAUAUCCACACUAAUUUCCUGCUACGAUUACACUUUGUGAACUUUUGUUUUACUGUGCAGGCAAGUCAGAUUCGCUUUUUUUUUUUUUUUAAAGUUUGUCUUAUGAGAUGAAAUGAAAAAGCCACAGAUUACAUCAAUGAGCUGUUUGAAGCUGAGGAAAGUACAGAAGCAGCAGAAGUAAAGCCUUCAAAAUUGUCUAAAUCCUGUACCAGGGGAAAACUGCAAUUUGUUGCUUUCCAUUCUAAGAAAGAAUAUAUACUUUUGUCUCACAAUAAGUGCAGAUAAUAGGUCAUUACUUCUUCUUGAGUAGCAGUGAACUUAUUUUUUACAACAAACAAUAACAAAAGAUGACCAGUUUGAAUAGAUUAGAAAAAUUAAAAAACUUUUUUUUAUUUAUCUAUUUAUCUUUUUUGGUUUAACUAUUCCUCCCUCUUGGAGAUUAUACAUUCACAAACUGUAAAAAAUGAGCAUGUUGCUAUUUGUAAAAGGAAAUAAAAAGCACGUAAUUAGAAGAAGGAUUUUUCGAGUGGAUGAAUUUUGUCGACAAUCUGCAGUUUCUGUCUGACAUCCAUCCAAAAUCAUGACUUUUAGUUCAAAAUGUGAUUCUAACUUCAGCCCAUUUUUAAACUGAGCGUUACCAAAUGCAUUCAGAGUUGCACACUGAAACCCCGUUUUAAUGUAUUAUGCAUUGUUGGUUGUUUUCUAGUUUUACUUCUCAGUUUAGACUUGGAAGGAGUUCAUUCUAGUCCUGUAACAAAGAUAGAGACGUUUCGCAUUUCUCCCAAGUGUCUCUUUGCAUUAGAGCCCAAGCAGAUGUUUAGUGAACUUGUUGAUGCGAAGGUUAUUUUUCAUCAGAUCCACUGUGUUGUGUGUUUUUUGGCUUGUUCAGCUUUGAACCCUUUACAUCAAAAGCCCUGGGGCUAACUUCACACCAGCGCGCGAGGAGUAAAACCUAAUGGGAGCAGCUGUGUUUCAUAUCUACCAUCUCAUAUAAUUCUGGUGUUCUUGUGUCUGUCGAAUCUGGCGAUGUAUCGCCAUCAUUAGCAAAGUGAAGUGUCCCACCUGGUCCUGUGAACAGCUGGCAAUAAUAAAGCGGUGCAACUACUGUGGCACCUCUGGA
This is a messenger RNA of Poecilia latipinna (sailfin molly), 4928 nucleotides long. Its product is annotated as D(1) dopamine receptor-like. Gene Ontology annotation, molecular function: dopamine neurotransmitter receptor activity, coupled via Gs; G protein-coupled receptor activity. The transcript has 3 exons. Lineage: Eukaryota; Metazoa; Chordata; Actinopteri; Cyprinodontiformes; Poeciliidae. Bases 753 to 2051 code for a protein of 432 amino acids. The record is from RefSeq and is a predicted model, not a curated record. Gene Ontology annotation, biological process: positive regulation of MAPK cascade; G protein-coupled dopamine receptor signaling pathway; adenylate cyclase-activating adrenergic receptor signaling pathway. Gene Ontology annotation, cellular component: plasma membrane.